CUGUCUAUGUUUGAAAUGACGCAGUCCCUGGCCAAACUAUAUAAUAUAUAUUGGCACGCUUUCGCCACGGAUGUAGGUGUUGGUUGGCGUGUAACAUUUUUGGAUCUGACAAAUGACACUGAUAAAGUUACACAUGGAAUAAAAAGACAAAACUAUCUACAACGACUGUUGAUUUCAAUCGAUUCUAGAUAAAUUAAUGGACUAAUUGCAAACUAUCUCCGUAAACGCCAUUAUCCUUUGGCUGCGUUGACGUCUGCCAAUAGACGCUUUUGUUUUGGAUAACUUUUGUUGACGAAAACGUCGCCCUAUUUUCAACAAAUGUUGUGGGUUGUGAAAUAAAAAUUAUCAUUAUUACGUGGAGUUAGAGCUUAGAAUGGUUUUUCAUGAUUUAAUCAAUAUCGAUAAAAACAACGUUGCAUUUCUAUUGACAUUUGGAAAUUGUAGUGUUUUAGGGACGUAGUGUUAAGUUGAUUUCACUGAUAUUUUCAAUUUUUUUCUAAUUUUUUUCAUUCUGAUGUAAUUAAAUUAGGGUCCUGCAACUGUAGAAUCUUAAAAACACAAUGGCAUUAAGAAUUGGUGGGUGGUUUGGUUUAAUUUCCGUGAUAGUGAUUGGGUUGUUUGGAUUCGGAUGGUAUUUAACAAUUCUUUCAUUUUUGGUCUCAUUUCUGGCAGGGAUAUUAACCAUCCUGUACUUAAAUUAUGACGACAAGAAAAUCUUCAAUGUAGACAUAAAUUGCCUGGAUGACCCACUGCAACGAACAAAUUACUCCAUUCAGUCCCCAAAGAUACUAGAACUAUUCAAAUCAAACAAACCUUUGCCAAAAUUUGACCAACGCAUUACUGGCAGUGAUACAGUGGACUCCUUCCUGAAUGAAAUCAUCACAAUAAUCAUAAAUGACUAUGUGACCACUUGGUAUGGCAUAUUGACUGAUGACGAAGAGUUCACGAGUCAUUCAAUAAAAAAAUUGGUGAUUUCUACUAGUGUGAAUGUAGCCAAUAGAGUAAAAAGCGUGGACUGGAUCCACCUCCUCUCGACAAAAUUUCCUGAGGAGCUUACAAUGCACCUAAAACUAUUCAAACAGUCGAGAGUGAGGUUGAAGCACAUAGAUCUAGUAGCCGCUAAAGAGGUAAACGGCAACGGCAAACCCAGUCCAAAGAAGGAGGAAAAGAAGACGCAUAGGAGGAAUAAGAGUGACACAGAUUUGUCCUGGCCCCCAGAUACUCAAACAUUUGGGAAGUCCAAGUUUUACGAUAGCUCCGAAGAUAUCAGUGGGAAAUCAUUAACUGACUUGUUCUUCGAUUUGGAAACUUCAAUAGAGAACCGACAGCUCUGCCGCGACGCUUUUUGCAGCGAUCCUAAAAAGGAAUAUGCAUUACUAUGCGAAGUGUCCGAAGCUGUGAUUUACCUGGUGGCCCCUGAGGAAGUGUGGAAAUGCCACGCCUUGAAGGUGUUACUCAUUGAUCUACUGUCCUCGGUGGUUCUGCGACCUGUGGUGGCGCUGCUUAGCGAUCCGGACAACAUCAACAGAGCCAUUAUUAGGACGUGUUGUCGCGAUGCGGUUCUGCCGUCAGAGCAGUUCCUCACGGUGAUACGGUGCUGCGGCGACGCCGAGGAACUAGAUGCCACGCUGGAAAUGGUGCAGAAAGACAUACAGAAACUUCAUUCGAGAGAUAGUGCUGGAGAAUGGGAGCUGCAAGAUCGACAGAAGCUGUCCUCACUGCAAUAUCUUACUAGGAUCAUACAAGCCCGGAAAGCCACAUUAGGUCCUCAAGGAACCAGCAGCGCCACAGAAGUGAAAUUGUCUGAAGAAGUUAUUAGAUCCGAGAAGUUUCUGCGGGCGCAAGAGAACUGGAGGUCCCAAGCUCAGUACACACUAGACAUAGAACUCAAUGAAACAGUGACUCUAUUUCGGAGGAUGUCAACAUUAUCAAACAGAGAUUCGAUACAGUCUUCUAAACUAGUGAUCGACAAGCUUCGGUCAUCCGCCUUAGAAGUUUGUGACACGUACUUAUCUCCGAACCGAGUGAGCGUGUUGGGUCUCCCGGAGAACUGUUAUGCGGAAUUGGUUAGGAAAAUCAAUACGGAAGGAGAGGAGUUUACGAACAACCCUGUUAUAUGCUUCGAUGAGGUGUACAAAUGUGUUUGGGAUGCUCUUCAGGACGAUUAUUCGUGGCAAUUGUAUUGCAUGACGAAUGGAGAACAAGACUCAGCUGCUAACAGUGAAAUCAAAAAAGAUGACAAAGACGCCAAGAAAUAUAGCGGAUUAGAUACUUUACCAGUGCCUGGAGCAAGACAUAACCGAUCCCGGUCCGAUAUUGUGGGGAAUUUGGCGCAAAAAAUGAUCAGCGAAGGUGCAGGACCGUCAAAUUUGACUUCUCCCAACACAAGUAACAUGUCGCUGUCUCACUCAAACAUCAGCCAAAACGCGAAGAAUCUCACAUCUCCAUUGCAAGCGUCAAUCAUCGAAACAGCUCUGAUGCAAGACAAAGGGAAGACAAUUGGAAUCUACGCUAUAGCAGUGACGAGAAUGUCAGAUAAUGAAAAAUGGCACAUUUAUAGGAGAUACAGCGACUUUUAUGACUUACAUUCAUCAAUUAAAGAUAAGUGGCCGGAAUUAGGCCAUCUCCCUUUCCCGGCGAAGAAGACGUUUCAGAACACCUCCCGCGCCGUCCUAGAAACUAGAAAACGGAUGCUUAACAACUAUCUGAUGAACUUAGCGAACCUCGCUAGGGAGGCGCGAUAUAUGGCUCUCUGGUCACCAGAUUAUCUAGGAGGGUUCCUAAGCCAGGAGAUACAGACUGGGAAGACUAGUAAUAUGUUCGAUGCCCUGUUUGUAAAUUCAAUAAAGGCUGGCGUAAGGACCUUGAAGAACAUGCCUGACCAGUUUGCUAACACAGUGGACGGAGUUAUGGAUGGUAUUUCGAAAGUAUUCCAAAGCAAAGGAAGCGACAGUUGCGAGGAUCUCAGAUACGGGAAUUCCUCGGAUAGUCAAGAUGAGGGCGACGAGAGCGCAGCGCUGCGCCUGCUAGAAGAGGUGUUAGGAAUACGCGGGCUGUGGCUGCGGAGGAAACUGCUCGCGCCCUUGCGCACACUUAUUGCAGACCGAGUCAACAAAAAGGUGUUUGAUUUAGUCUCUUCGCUGACUUCGCCCCGGAACGUCGUUCAAUAUCUUAAGACAUUUAAACAAUGGCUCACGAGUCGCAACAACCCGCAGGGCGGUAACCGCGAUGCGGCCACUAAGGCUAGGACCAGAGUUGCCGCCAAAGUCGCCCUGUUAGCUGCUUCAUCAGAUGAGCUGAAACACAUUGUCGGGUCAGACGCGGCCAGACGGGGUCUACUUACAGUCUUCGAUCUGUUCCAAAAUGAAGAGAUCAACAAGAGGCUUAUCUUCGUGUUACUGGAAGCUACUCUGGCGAACUUGUUCCCAGACAACGAAUUCCCAGAACUAUUCAAGAAACUAUACUCUAAUUCGCCGAGAGUGCCUGCGUCUAAGAAAAAUGUUAGUACUUAGAUUACAUUAUUAAAAGUUAAAGUGAAGGGACCAGCCGGUCCGAUCUGUUCAAAAUGCCGUGUGCCAAGUUAUUGACUGGAAUUGAUAUAUUAUGUUGUUAUUUAAAUCGGCGGUGUGUUAUAUAUAAAAUAUUUUGUACUGGCUGGACCAUAUAUAGAGAGCUGCAAAAUUGCAUGGACGAUUCGUACCGUGGCAGACAAAAGAAUAUUCUUGUAUACAGUGUGUCUGAAUAUGUUUAUAAAAAUAUAAAUAUGUUAAUAGACAUUGUAUAGAAUUAUUUUGCCUGCCACGGCACGUGCCUGGUACGCUCGAUGUCUGUAAGUAUAAUUCGACCUUUAAAUAGAGGGUUACGGCUGAAGAAAUACAUCGUAACACACCUUUAUUUUCAUAAAAAUAAGGAUGUGUAUAAAUGAAAAUAAAAUAAAAUGAAAUAAAUGUUUAUUCAAAAAACAAACCUUAAAACUAAAUCACAAUUUCCGCCAAACCAGAGUAUGGUUUGUUGUUUGGUGUGUUCCGAUAUAUUUCGCCACUUUGGCCGUCACUAUCUAUUUUAUGCAUAUUGUAUUGUAUAGUAGGAGCACGAUAAAAAAACAUACUACAGCGAAACAUGUUAAUUUCUAAGCGUCAAGUACACACUACCACGAUUAUAGCAUCUUAAAGUAAAUCGUGAAAUCACUAUACUUAAGGAAAUAAAAAGUCAACUUAAUUAUAUUCGUUAACAGCGCAUGCUCUUCGUUGAACAGAACUUAAGAAAAAAUAGGAAAAAGCUAAACAUUGAAAAAAAAUGUUCCCAUUUUUAUAAUCAAAUGUAUUGUGAAUCUACCGCAUGUUUUUUACACUUAUGAAAUCAUAUUUAAUUUACUCAAAAAGUCCAUUCUCUAUGUAUAGUAUAGACUAUACAAUAUAAAUGUUUACAUAUUUAACUAAAGGAACACAUUGCAUCGUGAUUAAAGUAUUAUUCAUAUUUAAUGAUAAAUUUAACAAUUAGAGUAUUGGAAAUUAUAAUGUGAUAAAUUAGGAAAAUUUACAUAUUACCUGAAUACUUGUACAAAAAAGCUUUUUACUAUUGUUGUAAUAUUUACAUAUUGUAGCAAUGUUUUGAGAUUACUUCGCAAUUUAUAUAUGAUUGUAUAUAAUUAAGGUUGUCUCGGUUGAAGUAACAAACUUUUGCUUACAUUAGUAUGGUGAAAAACUAUGAGAACACUUGAAUAGUCCGAGAGCGCGCAUGCUUUUUGUUACGACCAUUCAAUUAUAUUAUUAAUCUACCAUUGAGCAAUUCAUGCACGCUUAUUUAAAAACAUACUGACGGUGACAGUUAACGGGAUGCAGAAUGAAAGUUUGCUGAAGAAUGAUUAAGAUAACGCAAUAAAUAUUGACGCAAAGCAUUUUUGAAAGAAAUAUAAUCUAUUUCGGAAUCUGGAAUAAACUGCUGCGAGUGCUUGAUUUUAAAAUACUAGUUCGCAUCUUGGAAAACAUUGUCUACACGCACUUCCUUUACCACCGAUAACUGAACUAAUAGACGUACAAAGUAAAAAUAAAGUGCCGUAAUGUGCCACAUCCUUAUUCAUUUUGUUGGUCUUUGUUAGAGGUAAUUUGAUAGCACACUAACUGUUGUUGCUUAGAACGACUAUGUUGGGUUAUCUGUGUUUUUAUAAGCAUUAAAUUUUAAGCUAUUAUUACUCUGGAGGGGUGCCAUGUGACGGUUAAAAUUUUACUUUUAUUUUAGGUUUUGUUUCUUUUACUCAUGUAUAUUAUAAAAGAGGUUAUACAGGUUUUAUGGCUGCGGGUCUGAUAAAAUACUUUUAGUUCAAUAUAAAGCAAUAAAAUAAUCAGCACAUAUCACAUAAGGUUAGGUAAUUUCCGUGUUGUCCUCGUUACUAUAAUGUUAAUAGUAUUAUAUUUUUAUAGCUGGAUACAUUCCACUUGUUUAACUUAUUUGAAUUUUAUAAAAUAGCCGAAUGUUAGUGUAAUAUAGUUACGAGCCUAUUUAUUGAUUUAAAAUAAAAUACUUCAACUUGAGGGA
Cydia pomonella (codling moth) is the source of this 5535-nucleotide messenger RNA. RefSeq names its product sorting nexin-13-like. Gene Ontology annotation, molecular function: phosphatidylinositol binding. Gene Ontology annotation, cellular component: early endosome. The transcript is spliced from 24 exons. Bases 561 to 3512 code for a protein of 983 amino acids. NCBI's taxonomy places the organism in Eukaryota, Metazoa, Arthropoda, Insecta, Lepidoptera, Tortricidae. The record is from RefSeq and is a predicted model, not a curated record.